AUUUUGCCUUCCGUAGUAUUCAAAGAGAAUAUAGCCAUCAAAAUAGCCAUUUUCUAUAUAAUAAUGGUCUUUGAUUUUUGUUAUUAAAGUAAUAUUUAUCACAGUAUUAAUUCUAUAAGUAAAUGUAAAUUGGUCAUAUUAUUAAGUUAUGUACAACAGCUGUGCUAGAAUUUUCAAUCACUGUAAACAUUUGGAAAAAAGAAAUUUAAAGGUGUUUUGCAGUGCUACAGUUCCGAACAAGAGAAGGGUAAAAUCUAAAAUGGACUUGGAAUUAAAAUCUCGGGAAAAUCCAAUAGUCAUUAAACUGGACACCCCAGAAUUCAAGAGCAUUUUAUCUCAAGAAGUUAAAUAUCUAAAAGAGUUGUUCGACAAAUACCAAUAUGAAAUCCGGGUAGCUGGAGGAGCAGUCAGAGAUUUAUUGAUGUCUAUGCAACCCAAAGACCUUGAUUUUGCAACCACAGCUACUCCGCAACAAAUGAAAGAAAUGUUUACUGCUGAAAAUAUCAGAAUGAUUAACAUGAAUGGAGAAAAGCAUGGGACAAUAACACCAAGGAUUAAUGACAAGGAGAAUUAUGAAAUCACAACACUGAGGAUAGAUAUGGUCACAGAUGGUCGACAUGCAGAGGUGCAAUUCACUACUGACUGGAAAUUAGAUGCUAAUAGAAGAGACCUCACCAUAAAUUCGAUGUUCUUGGGUUUUGAUGGCUCUGUUUAUGAUUACUUUUUUGGUUAUGAAGAUUUGCAAAAACGACGAGUAGCCUUUGUUGGUGAUCCAGAUGUAAGAAUAAAGGAAGACUAUCUCAGGAUAAUGCGUUAUUUCCGUUUUUAUGGAAAAAUUGCUGAAAACCCUGAUAACCAUGAUGAAAAGACCCUUGAGGUUAUAAAAGAAAAUGCUCCAGGCUUACAAAAUAUAUCAGGAGAAAGAAUAUGGGUAGAGCUAAAGAAGAUGCUCCAAGGCAAAUUUGCUGGCCAUUUGUUAAAAACCAUGAUAAGUAUUGGCAUUGGACAAUACAUAGGAUUACCAUUAUCAACUGAUUUGGAUGAACUAGACAGGGUUCUGAAAAGAGCAGAACAUUUAAAACUCCAUCCUAUGAGUUACUUGGCAGCCUUACUCAAGGAUAUUGAUGAAGUUACUGUUCUUCAUAGUAGACUUAAAUUCUCUGGCUAUGAGAGAGAUAUGACAUACUUCCUUGUAGAACACAGAGGAGACAAAAUAUGCAUGAAACCAUUGCAGCCCUAUGAAAAACUUGUAUUGAAUACAAAAAUAAAACAGAAAGAUGCAGUGGAUUAUGUUCGAGAAGUAUUAAAGUACAGGGGUGAAGAGGCUCUGAUAGAACAAUUUAACAAAUGGGAGAUACCUAAAUUCCCAAUAAAUGGCAAGGUGAUGAUGAAUGCUAAAGUGCCCCCUGGGAAAAUGUAUGGUCCUAUCAUAAAUAAACUAAAAGACAUAUGGAUAGAGAGUGACUACCAGCAAACUGCAGAUGAUUUGGUUAAAUUAAUACCAGGGAUAAUUGAUGAAAUUAAAAAUAAAUAAAAUUAUAACUAGCCAA
Messenger RNA from Manduca sexta (tobacco hornworm), 1550 nucleotides. RefSeq names its product CCA tRNA nucleotidyltransferase 1, mitochondrial. The transcript is spliced from 6 exons. Gene Ontology annotation, biological process: RNA processing. The coding region runs from base 149 to 1534 and encodes 461 amino acids. The record is from RefSeq and is a predicted model, not a curated record. Lineage: Eukaryota; Metazoa; Arthropoda; Insecta; Lepidoptera; Sphingidae. Gene Ontology annotation, molecular function: RNA binding; nucleotidyltransferase activity.